UCACUACUUUGUGUUGGCGUGUCUUGAUGCCGUUAGAAGAUUAGAUUAGAUACAGUACUUGGGUACCGUACGUCCACAACACGAAGCGUACAGCGCCUUGCCCCACAACGAUCGUCUCUCUUUCUCGUCCGCAUCUUCUUGGCAUCAGCAUUCAAUUCUUAGAAGCAAGUUGGCAGCAGGGUCGUUCCUAUUCCUUGUUCCAAUCGCAUACAUUCCCCCAGACUCCAUCCUGUCUUCAGGUUCUACCCAACGCUACAGAAAUGCCGCACGUCGAGUUGCCCUCGGCCGUAUUCAAGGUGAGUUGAUAUUCUACGAGACCGACCGGUCCAGCAAACAGAAACACCGCAGCAACGACUCGGCACCUUGCGGUUUGGUGGGGUGCAGUGUUUGGCUAUCGAUGCGUUGAAAAUUUACCGUGCUCGAAGUUUCCUCCUUUUCGCAAACCUCACCAUUCCACGAUCGGGUCGUUCUCGUUUUCGUUUUCGUUUUCGUUUUCGUUUUCGUUUUCGCUUUCGAUCUGUUCCCUUUUAGGUCGUCAUGCUGGGCGAGACCUUCACGGGAAAGACCUCGCUCGUGCUCCGAUUCGCCGAAGGCCGCUACCGGGAUAGUUCUUCCGAUCCAACGGUUGGAGCCUCCUUCAUUACCAAGCGACUCACCGUUCAGGGCGUUACCGCAAAGGUACAGAUCUGGGACACGGCCGGGCAGGAGCAGUUCAAGAGACUGGCUCCCAUGUAUUACAAGAAUGCCGCUGCUGCGGUGAUUUGCUACGACGUGACGUCCCCAAAGUCCUUUGAAACGCUCGAGUACUGGAUGAACGAGCUGCAGAAGAAUUCACAGGCGCACGGCAUGGUCAUUGCCAUGUGCGCAACCAAGUGCGAUCUCGACAGGGACCCGGACACGUCCCAGGCAGAGGCUCUGGCCGCACAGACCGGGUCCAUCUUCAUGAAGACCUCCUCGAAAACAAACUCGAACGUCCAGCUGUUGUUUCAGAAAGUCAUGGAACGGGUCCUAGAUUGUCACAACGGUGUUGGCAGCACGAGCUCGCCGCCGGCGCCUCCAACAACAGAACUGAACAACGACGGAACCAACCAGAACACCAGCAUCGACAAGGGGACGGGAGCGGGGAGUCAAAACGAAGCGACCGCACAAAAAAGCAGCGGUCGGUUCUCGGACGAGAAAAAGAUGGAGCUGGAAGACAACGACGACGAUGUAGUCGACGUCAAGCGGAAGGUGUCCGAGGACGGCUCUCUGAAGCACGCCAAUGUGUCACGGUGCGAUACCAGUCUCAUGUGCGGCGAAGUGGUUGGGGAAGAUGGAUCCAUUCGAUGUGUCAUACAAUAAACAAACGAAACCAAGCUAGGCAACCACGAUUCGGGUGGAUCGCAAUGAACGAAGCCAACGCAG
This is a messenger RNA of Pseudo-nitzschia multistriata, 1404 nucleotides long. Lineage: Eukaryota; Bacillariophyta; Bacillariophyceae; Bacillariales; Bacillariaceae. The record is from the annotation of a GenBank genome assembly.